This is a messenger RNA of Rotaria sordida, 1638 nucleotides long. The record is from the annotation of a GenBank genome assembly. NCBI's taxonomy places the organism in Eukaryota, Metazoa, Rotifera, Eurotatoria, Philodinida, Philodinidae.
AUGGAAAAUAAGGCACCGAAUAUAAAUUUUCCUGAUCGAGUUCCACCUCCAGAUGUGUUCGACGAUCAAAAGAAGACAGCACAUUCAUUCUCUUCUGAACAAGAGUUGCCUGUAUUGACAUCAGUCAAUGGUUAUCCCAUUGGAGAUAUAAUGCAUUGCUUGCAAAUCAGUGGUUAUCCGGUAGUUAGUGACGGCAUUCUCAUGGAACAACAACAGUUAUUUAAUCGUGAAAAAGUCGUGGAACGAGCCGCACAUGCAUGUGGAUCAGGUGCAUUUGGUUAUUUUGAAGUAACAAAAGAUAUGACAAAGUAUUGUAAAGCAAAAUUUUUAUCGGCAAUUGGAAAGAAGACACCAAUAUUUUGCCGAUUUAGUACUGUCACAUAUGGUCGAGAUUACCCCGAUUCAGCAAGGAAUCCACGUGGUCUCGCUUUGAAAUUUUAUACAGAGGAUGGAAAUUAUGAUAUAUUAUGUAUUAACUUUCCUGUAUUCUUCGUUCGAGAUCCAUUGAUGGGAAGCAAUCUCAUUUACUCUCAAAGAAGAGAUCCAAAUAACUUUUGUGAACCAUGGAAUUCCACUUUCGACUUUAUGUCAUUAGUACCUGAAUCAAUGUUAGCUAAUACGUGGUUUUGGAGCGAUCAUGGAACCCCUGCAGGUUGGCGAAAUAUGAACGGUUAUGCUUGUCAUACAUUUAAAUGGUGUGUAGCUGGAGUUAAAAACUUCACAUGUUCAAAAUCAAUUCGAAUGUGUGGCGAAGAUCCUGAAUAUGCUAAGCGAGACUUAAAAGAGUUUAUUGAUCAAGGUAAUGAAUGUGAAUGGAAAUGUUAUGUUCAAUUCAUGACAGAAGAUGAUGUAAACAAUGCAAAAUUUGAUCCAUUUGAUGCAACAAAAAUGUGGUGUGAAGACGAGUAUCAAUUGCAUGAAUUUGGACGGUUUGUAUUAAACAGAAAUCCCACCAAUUACCAUACAUAUGUGGAACAAGCAGCAUUUUCACCGGGAAGCUUAGUUCCUGGGAUUGAAAUUUCGCCUGAUCCGUUGUUACAGUUUCGUUGUUUUCUCUAUCGUGAUGCACAAAUGUAUCGCUUAGGUGCAAAUUUUCAUCAAAUACCAGUUAAUUGUCCAUUUAUGGUUAAAAAUCAUCAUCCACUAUUAGCAUGUGAUGGUCGUCUUCGUUAUGACAGUAAUGGUGGAGAAACACCGAAGUAUUACCCAACUUGUUACGAUGAAUUUGAAUGUAAUAUAAGUAUGUACAAUGAACAACCUCAACCCAUAAAUGGUUGGUUAUCACGAAAAUCAAGCUCAAAACAUGAGCAACAGUUACCCAUUGAUGAUGAGUAUAAACAAGCACGAUAUUUUUACUUUAAUGGCUUAAACGAUCAGGAACGAAAAAAUUUGUAUUCAAAUAUUGUUUACGGCUUUAAAUAUGUUAAACGACGAGAUAUUAAAAUGCGAUUUCUAAUAUGCUGUUAUAAAGUACAUGAAGAUUAUGCCAAAGGAAUUUGUGAUGAAAUGACAAAUCAGCAAGAUCAAUCUGGUAUCGAUUUUCAACAAGUGCAAAAAAUUGCUAACGAACAAUUUGCUGGAAGACAUACAGUUGAUCUCCUAAAUGGAUACCUUCCAUAUCCAUUGGAUAUGACCUAA